Serendipita indica DSM 11827 is the source of this 1797-nucleotide messenger RNA. The record is from the annotation of a GenBank genome assembly. Lineage: Eukaryota; Fungi; Basidiomycota; Agaricomycetes; Sebacinales; Serendipitaceae.
AUGGCCACCGCUUCCCUUGUGGCUAACGCGCAUCCCGGCAAUCCCGCGCCUGCAACGAUUCUACACUCCUCCACGACAAUCUCGUCAAACUCCAAAUCCUCAAAACCACCUCAAACACGUAAUCUUGUUCCCGUGACGCUUGUUGACGCCGACUUGCUGCAUGCAACCGACACCGAUUCGGCUACACCACCAUCUCGCCCACGAAUACAAACAUGGAUCAACUUGCGGCUGAAAUUGCUUCAAACACGGGUCAACGGACGCCUUUCUCUCUGGUACCUCCGCCUCCCUCAAUGCAUGCGUCGGCGGCUCGACAAACGGCGUGCGGCCAAAUGGGCGGAUCACGACAUGUCCGUAUGGAAUGAUACUACUGAAUCAUCCAAUGAUUAUUGGGCCAACUUGGGAACGCCUCACCAACUCUCCGACACGACGGCGCCUGCGCCUACAAACGCUGACGGACCUCCUGCUUCGCUACCGAUUCGAUCGCAUAGAAUGGGCUCAUUCAUGGGUGGUGGUCUCGCUGGUAAUGGCUUAGCGCCUCCUCCGCAUGCAUUCGACGAGCACUACAAGGCCUACUCGGUCGCAAUGUUCCCUCGCGCAGAGCGAGAGAAUGUCAGCUAUGGAGGAAAGAUCUUGAUGCCACCAUCUGCUCUAGCACGCUUGUCUCAACUCAACUUUCCGUCUCCAUGGAUGUUCCAACUACGCAAUCCUAAGAACGCUGCAGCAAGCACUCACGCGGGUGUUUUGGAAUUUAUCGCCGACGAAGGAUGCGUCUUCCUUCCUCAUUGGAUGAUGAAGACUUUGAAGCUCAAUGAGGCUGAUCCGAUUCGGAUCACUGGCGCGUCGUUACCGAAAGGAAAGUUUGUCAAGCUACAGGCUCAAGAAACGUCCUUUGUGGAGGUUUCGGAUCCGAAAGCUCAUUAUAUUCGGGCUAUUGGUUAUGGAGACACGAACGACAAGUCAAAGUGGGCCCGCAUCAUCGCGAUCUGCCACUCCAGCACCGGUCCUGGUAUAGCUGUCUUUGAUACCGAUCUAGAGGUCGAUUUUGCGACUCCAAAGGGCUGGAAAGAGCCGGUGAGAGCACCGCCAAAACCAAUCGAGACAAUGGCAACUCGUCUCGGUUUGGACGGAGGCAAGACUGCAUCUGGCAAGUCGACACCUUCUGGUUCACGUCCAGGCAGUAGCCUGGGUGCCGUUGUUGAUGACGAUGCGUUUGAGGCAUUCAAGGGUCGAGGAGAAACGCUCAAUGGACGCAAGACGAAGGGUAAAGGAGUGAGAACUGGAGGACGAAAGAUUACAGAAGUUGACGCCUCGUCCAAAAUCGAGCGAACUGACAAACCCAAACUCAUCACGUCUUCAAUGCUCGACAUGGCCUCUUCAGCUACUGCAACCGAUGCACAACCACUCAACCUCGAAUUCGGCCAGCUCUUUUUCGGAUACCCAGUCGUCCCAUAUAAGCCACCAGCGCAGACGCAGAAGGAAAAGACAGAAGGCGAACCUUCGACAUCUGGUAUCGGGCUCUCAGUCUUGGACUCGUUACGAGGCGGGAACACGCUCAGUGGACGACCGACGCCGCGGAGCUCUACGCCCGCUCCAACUGGAUCUGAACGAGGAGGCGCAGCGACGCCAGAUGUACCCGGAACGACGGCGGGAGCGGGGUAUGCGUGGGGCGCUGGUGGGCAUGCGUUGGGGAGCGUUCGGAUUGGGAGUAGUGCGAGUGCCAGCAAAGCUGGGAGCGCGCGUGGAGACGGGGAGAAGAAGAAGAAAAGGAAAAAGCCCGAGUCGAUUGAUGUCGAUUGA